AUGUCCAACUUCAACCCCAACGGUAACCUUCCAAACGGUAGCGGCCCAGGCAAUCCCUCAGCAAUGGCCUCGACGAUGAACUCCCCCGCUUCAAACGGCACCAGCAGCUCACCCACCGGCGGUGCGCCCACUGUGAUUGGCGGCGGUCGCUUUGACUUUGACGACGGCGGGACGUACUGCGGCGGGUGGCACGACGGCAAGGCACAUGGCCACGGCAUCUGCACCGGCCCCAAGGGGCAGGGAGAGUACUCCGGCUCGUGGCACUACGGCUUCGAGGUGAGCGGCAUCUACAAGUGGCCUUCAGGGGCAACGUACGAGGGCCAGUGGCAGAACGGGAAGCGGCACGGCAUCGGCGUGGAGUACCGCGGCAAGUGGGUCUACAAGGGCGAGUGGACGCAGGGCUACAAGGGCCGGUACGGCAUCCGCGCCAGCCUCCUCUCCAACGCCCGCUACGAGGGCACCUGGGCCAAUGGACUGCAGGACGGCUACGGCUCGGAGACGUACGCCGACGGGGGCACAUAUCAAGGCCAAUGGCUGCGUGGCAUGCGACACGGCUACGGCGCCCGCACCUCCGCCCCCUACGGCCACUCGACCAUCACCAAGAUGGCGCACCGCGAGGGCAGCGAAACUGACUCGAGGACCGGCGAGGGCGGCCUGCGAGCAAGUCAGGCGGAGAUGGGCAGCAAUGCGAGCUUCCUCAGCCAAAACGGCGACAUCAGCGACCCGGCCACCGUGGAGACGUACUACGGCGAGUGGAAAAACGACAAGCGGGCCGGCUUCGGCAUCUGCGAGCGCACCGACGGCCUGAAGUACGAGGGCGAGUGGUACAACAACAAGAAGUACGGCUACGGCGUGACCACAUUCCCCGACGGCACCAGGGAGGAGGGCAAGUACAAGAACAACCAACUGGUGACCAAUAUCCGCAAGAAGCACCUCUUUAUGAUGCGGAGCAGCAAGCUAAGGGAGCGGAUCGAGUCGGCGGUGGUGGCGGCGGCCCGGGCCCAGCAGAUUGCCCUGCAGAAGUCGGACAUU
Messenger RNA from Rhagoletis zephyria (snowberry fruit fly), 1032 nucleotides. The record is from RefSeq and is a predicted model, not a curated record. NCBI's taxonomy places the organism in Eukaryota, Metazoa, Arthropoda, Insecta, Diptera, Tephritidae.